AUGGAAGAUUCGGAAAAUCACGUCGAGGUGUCAUUGCCGUCAGCAAAAAGGAUAGCUUUAGGUGCGAAGAUUGAGUUGCAACCACCGUUGUCCCGAUUAGGACACGGCCCGGGCCUCAUCGUUUUGAUUCCGACUGUAACCUCCAACGUCACUUCGAACCCAGAUCAUCUCGCACCGCUUGAGAAAUGGGCCGAAGAAGGAUUCGCAGUUGUAGAGAUACAGCUUGCGUCCAUCGAUUCUACCGGCAGUCCCCAGAAAAGUAUUGAGAUUGCCCUUGAUGUAUUCGAUACAGACUCGUGGAAUAAGGUGGCCGCGUUUCUGCCACAAUGCCCACGCAUUGUAGCGGUGGUGGGAUAUGGAAAGGAAGCUUUGCGAUAUAAUGAGGGCGAAAACUCGUUUCCUCCAUACCUGCAUCACCUCGGGGGUCCAGCCGUCGAUGAGCCUCAAGAACAGAGACCGCACAAGAUAUUUCGAUAUCCUCAAGCAAAAUACGCCACGUUUGCUGUCCCAGAUCCAGAGAAAUUCCAUUACUCGUCCGAAUCCAUAUCGCAUUCCCGAAACCUCACAUUUCUCAAGAAGCAUAUUGGGGGCCCUUAUUUCGAUUUGGAAGCAAUAUGGGAAGAGCACACUCGCUAUGAAUUUGCGGAGAGAAAUGUAGAAAAAACAAUGGGCACGAUGGUUCAACAGCCAUAUGUCAACCAUAUUCCAACCAUGACGGGCGGAAUUGGACGGGAGAGGUUGACUAAGUUUUACCGACACCACUUCGUCUUCAAUAAUCCUGAAGAUACUGAACUAGAGUUGGUGAGCAGGACGGUUGGCAUCGAUCGAGUGAUCGAUGAAUUCGUGUUUGUCUUCACACAUAACAUGCAAAUCGAUUGGCUCUUGCCUGGCGUCCCACCUACCGGGAAGCAUGUCCGCGUGCCUUUCACUUCUGUCGUCAAUGUCAGGGGUGAUCGACUCUACCAUGAGCAUAUUGCUUGGGACCAAGCGUCUGUUCUUGUCCAGCUCGGCUUGAUGCCGGAAUAUCUCCCUUUUCCGUACGCACUUCCAAAUGGACAGGUACCGGCUUCGGGGAAGAGAUUUGAGUACCAAGUGCCGGCUGCUGGUGCCGACACGGCGAAGAAGAUUUUGGAUAAGAACAGUGUUCCAUCGAACGGCAUGUUUGAUUAUCAAAUCCGAGAGGUGGACACAAAUUGA
Molecule: messenger RNA, 1197 nt
Organism: Glarea lozoyensis ATCC 20868
Lineage: Eukaryota; Fungi; Ascomycota; Leotiomycetes; Helotiales; Helotiaceae
Product: NTF2-like protein
Exons: 4
Coding region: 1-1197 (398 amino acids)
Biological process (GO): polyketide metabolic process
Source: RefSeq, a predicted model, not a curated record